AGUGCCGUUCACUCUGUCCGCGUAGUGACCUCUGAGGCAUUGCAUUCACAAGCCCUGCAGCAUAAAUAAAUAAGAAGGAAAAGGUUCUGUGAGAGAGUGUGUGCGUGUGUGGAACUUGGACACCCUCUGUCGUGGUAGGAAGGAGAGCUUUUGAUUGUCGUCGUUUUAUUUUUAAUCAUCGUCUUUUUUCUCGCUGUGUUGCCGAAGCACCGCACUCUUCAUUUGCGCGUACCUUUGUUGCACUAGAGUGAAAGCGAGUACUGUAGAAGUUAUAUUGUCGCUGCGAAUUGUUGCAAGGACCUCGGCUGUCUCGCUCCACGCGCACACAAGUGUUAGUUAUAUUCUCCUGACAUCAUCUCCAUCCUCAUGAAGACGGAGGAGAAAAAAUCUACGAUCAAGCGCGAGGAGACGCGCUCUGACGAGGAUGAGGAGAACAACGAAGAAGAGCUGAACUGGUGGGAGCAGGAGAACCUGCGCAUCGCCGCGAAGGGCGAGCGUCGUUGGGAGACGCUAAGCCACAAUGGCGUGCUCUUCCCUCCCCUGUACGUACCCCACGGCAUUCCCAUCUACUACGAAGGCAAGGAGUUCAAAAUGACGACCGAGGAGGAGGAGGUGGCCACCAUGUUCGCGUCCAUGAAGGAGCACGACUACUACCGCAUGGAUGCCUUCCGCCGCAACUUCUUCGAAAGCUGGCGCGAGAUUUUAGAUAAGCGCGAGCACCCCAUCCGUCGCCUCGAGCUGUGCGACUUCGAACCCAUCUACCAGUGGUACCUGCGCGAGCGGGAGAAGAAGCAGACUCGCACCAGGGAGGAGAAGAAGGCCAUCAAGCAGCAGCAGGACGCGGAGGCGGAGCCCUACCGCUACUGCGUCUGGGACGGGCGCCAGGAGCAGGUCGCGAACUUUCGCGUGGAGCCGCCGGGGUUGUUUCGCGGCCGCGGCAAGCACCCCCUGAUGGGUAAGCUGAAGGUGCGGGUGCAGGCGGAGGACAUCACGAUCAACAUCGGUGAGACGGCCGAGGUGCCGCCCGCGCCGCCGGGCCACCACUGGGCCGCCGUGCAGCACGACCACACCGUGACGUGGCUCGCCAUGUGGCGCGAUAGCGUCGCGGGCAACUUCAAGUACGUGAUGCUCGCCCCGUCGUCGAGCGUGAAGGGGCAGUCGGACAUGGCGAAGUUCGAGAAGGCGCGUCGCCUGAAGAGCAAGGUGGACGACAUCCGCGCGUCCUACAUGCAGGACUUCAAGUCGAACGACACGCACGUGGCGCAGCGCGCCGUUGCCAUGUACUUCAUUGACCGCCUGGCGCUGCGUGUGGGGAAUGAAAAGAGCGAAGACGAGGCGGACACGGUGGGGUGCUGCUCCUUGCGCGUGGAGCACAUCCAGCUGCUGCCGGACAACGUUGUUCGCUUCGACUUUUUAGGCAAGGACUCCAUUCGGUACCAGAACGAUGUGACGGUGCUGCCCGAGGUGUACGCGCUGCUGCAGCGCUUCACACGUCGCAAGUCACCUGCAAUGGACAUCUUUGACCAGCUGACGCCCACGCAGCUCAACGAUCACCUGAAGUCCUUCAUGGACGGGCUCUCGGCGAAGGUCUUCCGUACCUACAACGCCUCCAUCACCCUCGACAAGUGGUUCAAGGAGAAGCCUGUCAAUCCCAGGUCGUCGGUGGCGGACAAGCUGGCCUACUUCAACAAAGCCAACACGGAGGUGGCCAUUCUGUGCAACCAUCAGAAGACCGUCUCCAAGAACUUCAAGACACAGAUGGCGCAGCUCACGGUGAAGUCGGAGCACACGCGCAGGACGAUGGAGCUGCUGGAAAAGGCCCUCGCGACGGCCAAGAAGCUGUCUCUCGAGGCGGCGGCGGCGGAAUUCCUCGCCGAGGAGGAUCGCGUGCAGCGGGCGUGGCUCGAGAGCUACGGCACGGAAGAGCAGAAGAAGGAGUUCGAGGAGAUCGUGGUGAAGCGCUCGGCGCUUCGUGCACCGUCGUCCAAGAAGAAGUCGUCGUCCACUGGCACGAAGAAGGCGAGGUCGUCUGCGUCGAACGGCAAGACAGCCAAGAAGUCGAAGUCGGCCAAAAAAGCGAAGUCGGCCAAGAAGUCGAAGAAGCCGACUACUACGAGAGGAAAGAAGGCGUCUGGCAAGAAGAAAAACGCGGCGGCCGCGGAGGACUCCGAUGACGAGCCGCUCAUGAACUUGGCAGUCAAGAAAGAGACAACGAAGAAAGCGGGGGUGAAACGGCAGCGUGCGGUCAAGGCGGAGGAUAGCGACGACGACGACGUGCCGCUUGCUGCUCUGAGCGCAUAG
Messenger RNA from Leptomonas pyrrhocoris, 2301 nucleotides. Its product is annotated as DNA topoisomerase IB large subunit. Gene Ontology annotation, biological process: DNA replication; DNA topological change; chromosome segregation. The transcript has a single exon. Lineage: Eukaryota; Euglenozoa; Kinetoplastea; Trypanosomatida; Trypanosomatidae. Bases 367 to 2301 code for a protein of 644 amino acids. Gene Ontology annotation, cellular component: nucleolus; chromosome. Gene Ontology annotation, molecular function: DNA topoisomerase type I (single strand cut, ATP-independent) activity; DNA binding. The record is from RefSeq and is a predicted model, not a curated record.